Molecule: messenger RNA, 2576 nt
Organism: Aspergillus pseudonomiae
Lineage: Eukaryota; Fungi; Ascomycota; Eurotiomycetes; Eurotiales; Aspergillaceae
Product: Zn(II)2Cys6 transcription factor
Exons: 9
Coding region: 42-2144 (700 amino acids)
Biological process (GO): positive regulation of transcription by RNA polymerase II; DNA-templated transcription
Cellular component (GO): nucleus
Molecular function (GO): zinc ion binding; sequence-specific DNA binding; DNA-binding transcription factor activity, RNA polymerase II-specific
Source: RefSeq, a predicted model, not a curated record
CGCCACUUCGUCCUCGCAAUAUACCGGCGCCUACCCCUGGUAUGCCUCCAACUGAACGACCGAAGAAGAAAAGUCUUCGAGCAUGUGAACGUUGUCGGUCGAUGAAGGUGAAGUGUUCAGGAUCGCAUCCCUGUUCACGAUGUACUCGCAGCAAUCGAUCCUGUCACUUUCCAGUGGAGGAGGUUAGGGUCUCUGUUAGUGAACGCUACCUGAGGGAGUUGGAAGAACAAAUUACUAGGAGUGCAACUUCCGGGCGGUAUACGACUUCUGUCGGGCAAGAGCAUCAGGCCCUACCUCCCUUGACGAGAAAUGAAGCUGUAGACUUUUCCCCGACUCCCAAUGCAACGACAUACCUGCCACCAGAUGACCAACAAACGGCUGGAUGGCAGAUAGCGUCUGACGACUCUCCAACACGUAAUCCUGGAGGAAGGGUUGGCACCAGGGAGAGGCAAGAAUGCCACGACUCAGAAUUUUCGAAGAAUCCACUUGUAGACAAAAAGGAAUGGGCUUUUGCUGCAACCCCAGACGGCAGAUAUUGGUAUAUGGGCCCGUCAUCCUCAUGGUCUUUUUGUCGUCGCGUCCUGGCCCUCUUAGGAAAACGAGUUCCUGAAUCGAACUCUCCACCAGACCCAUGGCAUCUGGAUGGUAUGGCAUUCAAGCUGCAAUGGAAGCAAGUGCCCCCCGAGGAAUCGCCUGAUGUCACCAAUAUACCGCCUUUGGACUAUGCCCUUUUUCUUUACAAUACUGCGAAGUACUAUCUUGCUUCUUUAUCCUUCCUGAUUGAUGAGACAUUAUACCUUCAAGAGUUACACGAAUUUUAUCUGGAUCCAGCAGCGAAGGCUGCCUCACGUAGGUCUUGGUUCGCCCAGUAUCUACUUGUGCUUGCCUUUGGAAAAGCCUUCAUAACUCAAAGGAAUCCAUCUGGGUCUCCACCUGGGCACCAGUAUGCAUCACGGGCGAUGGCUUUAUUGCCAGAUCUAUCCGGCAUACACGAGGACCCCUUGAGCUCGAUUCAAGCUUUGAGCCUAGCAGCACUGUACUUUCAGUCAAUUGACAUGAGAAAAGCAGCUUUUCAUCACAUUGGACAGGCUCUACGUUGUUGUAUUACCGAAGGCAUACACAGGCAUGUACCGGAAGAGCUAGGCGGGCCAGAAUUUUCUCAGCGCUGUCGAGCUGUCUUUUGGGUAGUGUACAUGCUGGAUAGAGAGUUCUCCGCAUUGAUGGGAGGACCAAACUCAAUCCGUGAUGAGGACAUCACAGUCAGGUUACCUGCAGAGGUGGCGUCUUCCGUAGAAAAUACCAAUCUGACAUUGCAUGUUCGGCUCGCGCGCCUCAUGGCGCAAAUCUUGACAACGGUAUAUGGAGUGGAUAAUGCAUCUAAUGGAGCGUUGAUCAGAGAUAUUCAGUCUAUUCUUCACGCACUAGCGGACCUCUCUCAAGAUAUCACGGAGUUUCUGGAUAGCAGUUUUCAUGGAACGGUUGGCCGAGGCUCAAAGAUGGCAGUUAGACUGAUGCUAGCCCAACAUCAUUGUGUGGUUCUGACAACACGGCCUUUGGUGAUGUGUGCUCUCAAUAUGCACAUAGACAGUGCAGAGAGACAGUCGUCGCGAAGCAUUUGUCUGUCGCCACCUGUGGCAUCCCUCUUGCAAUGCUGCGCCGAUUCUGCCCAGACCAUUCUUCAAACUCUUCGGUCGUUGGCCGAUGAUGACUUGAUGGAUGCAUUUUUACCGUUCCAAGUCGAGCAUGCUUCUUCAUCUGCUUUUGUUCUAUACUUGAUUCGCUCAAUCGCCCCCUCGCUUAUUGCGAAUGAAUCCUGGUGUGAUAACCUUGACUGUGUUAUCGAAAAGCUCAUCUCAAAGGGCAACCCAGCGGCACCACUCCGGAAACUGGAACUGAAGCAUCUGGACCUUAUGCUGACACCCUUAACACCGAGAUCUGCGACCCAUGCAAUGCUUCCAAUGACUUCCGACGAGAUCCAAGAUAAUAAUGAUGAUACAUACGCGCUGGAUCAAGUGGACAUAGGAGACGAAGUUGAAUGGGAUCUGUUGGCGCUCAGCCAUUCUGUGAGCCUUCCACCAAGAGAGCUGCUCGACUUAGCAGACCAACUGGACGUGGAUAGUAUCAUACAAUCUAUGGACGCUUGAGCAAGAUUAUUUACGGCCCAAAUAAACAAUAUAUUGCCAUAAAUUCAUAUUGAAAUCCGAAAUGAAUGAAAAUUCCUUUCAUAAAUUCCUCCAACUUAUGGCUUACAAUUCGAGAGGGAGCGUAUUAUAUAGCAGCAACGGUCAGCCCAGCGUGGAAAAAAAGGUAAAAACUCUCGACAAGUAGGGAUUCACACAACAGCAAUGAAAUCCACCUGAAUAUUUACUCCAGCAGGCAAUUUGGAUGCUUCCACCAUAGACCGUGCCGGACAAUGCGGAAACGCGGGAUCAUACACAGAAGCAAAGUCAGGCAUUAUACUGGCGUCUCUAACAUAGGCCUAUGGUAUCUCAAGAGGUUAACAGGAUAACAGUGAAGAUGACACAAGAUUAUCCAAGCUUUUGCGCAUUCGAAGGGUACUUACAACCACUUUGACA